CUGGAUUCGUCACCUGACAAGACUACAACCAGCUGGGUAAACAUGGCGCCCGUGUGUGGGAACUACAUGUAGCGCUUCUCUCUAUUAACGGUGUUUCUGUCGCAACGACGUCCUGAACACAGUGACGUGCUGCAGAAGACGCGCGGAGACAUGAAGGGGAGACGGACGGAGGCGCCUCUCUGACGCCGUUUUUAUGUUUCCCGCAGUGUGCAGCAUGGAUGGUCCUGGCCGGACCUCCUGAUCGGCGCGACGUAAUUGCUUUUAUUAACAAGGACACUGAUUUGUGUUUUGUUUCCGUCGAGGUUUAUUCUCUUCGUGUACAUGACAAAUAUCGAGGCUCCUGAUCAAUGGACUGUGCUGCAGGAGUGGAGCUGAAUUUGGGACCACUCUGCUCUGGGACCCCCUUUUUUUAUAAUUACAUAAUCAGUGGGACACAAUCAGGUGGAUAGUGUGCACCUUCUCCAUCUCCGGACCCCUGGGAUCUCCAGCACUUUUAACCUCACAAAAAACAAAUGUGCAGCAGGAUGUUCAGUCUGGCUGCACUUCCCGUUGCCGCCCUCCCCCCUGUUCUCUGACUGCUGGUUUAUGACCGUCGGUUGUGCUGCACUGUGCGUUUGCGUUGCUCAUGUCUUGCUCAACGACACCACGAUGAUCGGCUCACCUGACGUGGUGGCGUUCACCAAAGAGGACGAGUAUGGGCAGACCACUCCGGACCCCUGGGCUCUCCCCGCGGAGUUCUCCUUCCCCCUCCAUCCGCUGGCUGACUCCAACCCCUGGGCCAAGACCUCCUAUGCCAAGUUCACCAAAGACUUCAUCCUGAUCUCCGAGUUCUCCGAGCAGGUGGGCCCUCAGCCGCUCCUCACCAUCCCAGAUGAGCCCAAAGUCUGCGGCACCUUCGAUCUCAACUAUUUCUCCCUGCGCAUCAUGUCCGUGGACUACCAGGCCUCUUUUGUCGGACAUCCGCCUGGCAGCGGCUACCCUAGGCUCAGUUUUGUGGAGGACUCCAGGGUGGUGCUGGGCGACUCAAAGGAGGGGGCGUUCGCCUACGUCCAUCACCUCACUCUUUACGACCUGGAGGCGAGGGGCUUUGUGCGACCGUUCUGCAUGGCGUACGUGUCGGCAGACGAGAGGAAAAUCAUGCUGCAGUUUCAGGAGCUGUCACUCCGCUUCUCGCGGGCCUCUGAGUGCUUGAAGGCCGGGAACAGGAGAGCAUUCGCCAAGGAACUGCAGAGGAAGCUGCGGGACCUGGAGUACACUCACUCCGUGCUGCAGAGGGAGGAGGGCCUGCAGAGGGAGGCGGGGCCUCAGUGCAUGUACUCCGCUCACGCCGUGGAGAAGGCCAAUGAGCUUGCAAAUGUGGAGAAGAGCAUCUACGAACACAGAGACCUGCUGAGGCAGAUCAGCUCCUACCAGCACCGCCCACGCAGAGACCCCCACGCUGUCACCUGCCAGACGUGUGUCACCGAGUGCCUGAGUGAGUGCGAGCAGCUGUUGGACAAAUACGCCAAGCUCGCCAAGCCCUUCCGUUACACCGACAAACGGGGCAACGGGGAGGAAGGUCGGGAUCAGGUUGACGAUGAGGGAGGUGGAGAAGACAUGAACGAGGAGGAAGAGGGCGUGAAGCGCAGGUCGUCCUACACGCCACAGCUGAUCAAGGCCAAGUCAGCAAAGUGCUUCGACAAGCGGCUGAAGACCCUGCAGGAGCUGUGUGACGAUACUUUCUACGACGCCACCGUGGAGGUCCUGAAGGAGACGGAGAGGAGUUUCCGCGGCGACCUGUGUUACCUGCACACUCGCCGCCUGGACAGGGCGGUGCGCAGGAAGCUGAGAGUUACCAACUUCCUGUUUGAGGAGGAGCUCGGAGAUGAGGACGAGGAUGAAAGGGGAACAAUAAGACCAUUCUGCGCUGUGACCCAUGCUGUAGAGAACUUCACACUGUUCAACCCGCCUCCUAUCGUGCUAGGACCAGAACCUGAUGUCCUGGAGCCUCCAGACCCGCUGGACCCAGCCGCCGUGACCAGCCACACUCGUGAGAGUGAGCUUGGGCUCGUGGAGAGCCACCUGGAGUCCUCCCCUUCAGACCAGACUCUGGAGACCCAGGGCAGCUCGGAGGAGACCAAAGGAAGCUUCAGCAGCGACAAGAGCGGGAUGGGACUAGCGGAGAGGCAGAAUCGGGCUUGUGUGAAGUCGGAGGCCCCCGAUUCUGACUUGACCCCUGACCCCGACCCGGAGAGGGAGAGCAGCAGCGAGGAGAUGGAGACCACUGCUGGAGAGGACGAGGGAGACGGGACGCCCGUGUCCUUGCUGGAGGUGGCGUCGGAGCUGGAGGCCAGCAGGGAGGAUGAUUGUGACGGAGAAGCCGAUGAGGCCUGUGAGAUGCAGUCUGACCUGUUGGUUCCUUUGGACACGGCGUGCUGUAUGGCCCAAGAUGGUUUCCUUUAUGAGGCUUCUGCCCCGGAGGCGGCGCCUCCUCUCGGCCGAAGCUCCCACCUACAGCCCUACCAAACACUGGUGAUCAACCAGGAGCCCCAGGCCCUGCUUCACCUCCAGGACGACUACGCGGUGGGCUCCCCAUCCUCAGGGAGCCCUGCGGAUGGGCUGGAGCUGCCCGUUGGACUCCUCGGAGACACAGUUUCCCAAACCUCAGUGGAGGACGGGUGUGACUCUGCCAUGAGUGCUUCUACGGGCUCCGAUCGGGCCGCCUCGCCUCUGGGCUACGGGGGGGUCGUGACCUUGCGUCAGAGGAAGAAGGCUGGACAAGGAGCCUUGAGGUUUGUCAGACAGUACCCCUUCGCCAUUCAAGCUCUGUGGUGCCUGCUGAGCGGCAGAACCCUGGUGGUGCUCGGGGCGGAUGAGCGGGUGGUCCGCCGACUGGUUGCGGCUCUGGCCCUCUUCGUGCCGAGUCCCGGGAAGUGUGGAGAGCGCGUUCAAGCCUGGCUGUCGUGCCCCUUCACCCUCACUGACCUGCAGAGGUGGAAACUCGUUGGGCUGCAAAGAGUGGCGUCCCCUGUGGGCUCCAGCAUGCUUUACUCGCUCUCCCGGUACAGUCGCUACAUCUCCAUCCUGGAUGCCGACCACAAGACCCUGCGCUGCCCGUCUUACCGGGGUCACCUCCUUGCCAAAAUAGCGGACCACCGCACCUUCAUCCGCCGCGGUUCCACCUACUUCCUCCACCUACAGAGCGCUCUCUGCCACCUGGCGGCCAAGGCCUUCCUGCUCACCUUCACCCACCACCUCCACCUGCCGGUCAGCUCCACGGAGGGGCCCGAGGUCGUGGAGGGCAGACGCCUCUGCUUCCUGCGCGAGCAGCUGGGUCUGGGAGAAGAGGACGGCCAGAUACUGCUCUACCUCAGCCAGCUCAUCACGCGGCAGUACCUGCAGCCGCCCGGCGGGGGCCGGGCAGCCGCACCACCUUGCUUCAGUUUCAACUACACCACCAGCGUUUUAUACAAAAUCUGAUACCCCACCGGGACGAGGACUUUCCAGAUGGAUUUUUAGCAAAGCUCCUCUCAGACCCGUGGUUUUUAAUGGGCCAAAGGCUUGUCCUCAUAAGGGCCACAGCCCUUUUAAUUUCAGGACAAACUCCUGCGUUUGGUUAUUGUUUUAUCUGCGUAAUCUCUCUCCGCCUUGCUGUCUCCUUCUCCGGUCUUUGCUCUUUCCUCUGUGCGCGGGGAAAAGCAGUCCGAGGGAGUUGUGAAUGUCACUGAGCGGUUCACUCUGCCUGUGUUUGCUAAAGAGCACGCCGACACUCAACAAACACAAACAACCGAGCAGACGAAGGUCGCUUCCACUUAUUGUCCUGUUAGUCAUUUGUGUCUGUUGCUUGCGCCGGCUUGUUUAAGGUCAAUUGCCACCGCUCUCCACGCCGCACACACACACACACACACACACAGGCAAGCGCACACUCUCUCUCAAUGCAACUUUGCUGUUGGUGUACUGUGCUGGUCUGACCACAGCCAGCUCGCCAACAGGUUAAACGAUAUUUGUUAACACCUACGAAUCACUCAGCCUGUUUGUCCGCUGUGAUAUCAUCGCCGCGUUCCAUAAACAUGUUUUGCAGCCGACUCGCAUACUGCUGACAUUUUCUGCCUGUGGAGAACCGCCUGUGCAAUACGCUUAGCACUGCGCAGGCCCGUUACAGCUGGUUUUGUGACCUGCCUUUGUCUCUCUUUGAGAACGACCACAUAACCUCCGAAGGCCAAAAGCUUUUUUUUUUGAAGCCUUAAUCUUUUUGUUUGACUAUUUCAUUUGUGAAUCAAUUUGAACCCCCAUCCUCGCAGUGAUCUCGGAUUGUAGCUCAGUAGUUUUGAUUCAUGAGGGCGAGGAGAAAAACACUCCCAGCUUUCAGAUUGUGAUGCAUGAGGAAUUGUAUUUGCUGUGUGACUUUUAGGUCCAGUCGGCCCCACGUGAUAUUUGCAUGUCCAGAAAUAACGUCUCCACGAUACAUACCCGCCCAUGUUUGGGCAGCUGCAGCCAGCAGCUGUCUCUAUCAUGUGCUUUUGAGCAUUUUCAUUGAUAUUACUCCAAACAGUCCAGCACAUUUUAAAGCUACUUAACCUAAAUGUAUUGAAUUUCACUGUUGUCUUAAAGUUCUGUGAGGGUGUUGUGGUGUCAGCAUGAGACUGUCUUGUGCCGGGUUGAAUCACCUUAGUGAUAAUAGUUCUGUUUUGUUGUGUAUUUGGAUGAACUGACUCUACGAAGAUGCUGAAGUUUGAGGAGAAGUUGCUGAGACGUUGUUGUGUUUGUAAAGAUGUUGCUAGGAGGGGGAAAUAUAGUUUCCUGUGCCUUCAAAUGCAAAACUCUAAGCUUGGCGCUACAAUUAGGACAGUUGCGUAUUAUUUAUUUACUUCUGACAUGGAUAUGUGAUAUAUAAACAAAGCUGAACUGAAUUGAUUUCUACUGGACUAACUGUGGAUUAUGACCAUCAUGCCCGGAAUGUCCCACUUUUUUCUUUAGAGGAUGUUGGAGAACUUCAGUUAAGUGAUCUUUUGAGUUGUGCCUGGGGCCAGUAAAACACUGAACAAGCGUCUUUGAUAGUCAUUUAGAUUUUACCGGUUCUGAUUCUGUAGCGUCAGGGAUGGAGCCGUAAUCCUGUAUCUAGAAUGGUAAUUGUACUUGUGACUGCAUGGUCAGUUUUAAUGUGAAAGGUCAAACGACGAACCGUGGCUUCCUUCUACAAACAACUUUCUUUAAAUGCUUUUAACUAACGCCACUAUUAAUAACACCCAAUGUAUUAUUUCGGUACGUUCUUUGACAGGUUGUCUUUUUAUUUUUUUAACUGCUUGAAUAACAAAUAGUACUGCUAGUUUGUCCCUCUAAUGCUAAAAUGUGAAUGUAAUCUGGAUAAGCCAUACCACAGUGUGCUUAACACGCCAUCACUCAGUGUCCUUAUGUUGCCACAUCCUGCCCACCUUUUGUAUCCCAUCAUGAGGCUUCAUAUCGGCCCUGUGAGGCAUCGCUGUUAAAGAAGCACGUUGUGAACGUCUUGAUGCUUUUAUGUAAAUGUUUAUUCAUUUAUUCCAUUAAAUUAUUUGAAUCCAU
Gasterosteus aculeatus aculeatus (three-spined stickleback) is the source of this 5541-nucleotide messenger RNA. It is a transcript of the gene smcr8a, whose product is annotated as Smith-Magenis syndrome chromosome region, candidate 8a. Gene Ontology annotation, molecular function: GTPase activator activity. NCBI's taxonomy places the organism in Eukaryota, Metazoa, Chordata, Actinopteri, Perciformes, Gasterosteidae. The record is from RefSeq and is a predicted model, not a curated record. Gene Ontology annotation, cellular component: guanyl-nucleotide exchange factor complex.